AGAAAUUUCCGAUAUCGCUUUUUUUUUUGUCUCUUAAGAAAUGGAAUUCCCGAAGAUUAUUGUAAGACUGUAAAUCUUUCUGGAAAAAAACUUAAGACUAAGACUAAGACUAAGACUGCUUUAUUGAUCCUUACGGAAAUUUGUUGUGAUUACAAGGACUCGUUUCUCAUAUAAAGACAACACAACAGAAAAAUACACAUAAAUACAACAGACAACAUAAAGAGUUCAUUCAGCGACUACAAACAGUCACUUUUCACCUAUUGAACAUCCCUUUGAACGAUGGACAGACAGCUGAUUUUAGUGGGUGAUCAUGAAACUCAAGAGUCUGAAGGUGGAGAAGCAGAACUACACAAAUAUUUAGCUGGCUGUAAAAAAAAUCCAGGUCAUAGACAGUUUAUACCUAUUGAUAAAUUCACAUUGAAACAUUUACCCGAAGAUCUUCAAGACAAGGAUUUGUAUGAAUACACCAAAGUUAUAGCUGAUUUGACAGUUAGAGUAGAUGUUAAAAUCACCAGUUCCGAAAGGCCAAAGUUUUGGCCAUAUCCAUAUUUGACCACUCAACCAUAUCCAUUUUACAACAUGAGGGGCAGAAGACACUUUAAGACAGGAAGCGGAAAAAUGUGUUAUGUGAAUAAGUUUCAAAGUGGGGAAAUGAUUAAUAAAGAUUUUGCAGAAAGUAAGUACACAAAGUGUUGGUGCAGAAAAUGUCAAGAUUCAGACACAGCCACCAAUGUUUGGUGGGAGUUUUAUGCGCACACAGCCACACAACUAAUUUUUGAUGACAUUGAGGCCAGCCACACGACCUUAAGAUUGUUUUAUGAUAGAGACGAUAGUCCAGUGGUUAGUGUUGCUAAGGUUAGUGUUGUAGAUGUAAACACUCAAGAAGACUGGUGUAAGUUGAACUGUGUGACAUGUGACAAAAAUAUUGGAAAUAAACUGAUGGACAUCUGGAAACGAUAUGAAAAUGUCUGGAGGAAAGUUUACAACAAAUACUUCUACUCUAGAGAUCAACACAAAUUUACCUUUAUAGUGUCACAUCCUCAUGGCUGUUCUAAGCAGAUCAGUGUUGGUCAAUGGAUGGACAAACAAAUGAUAGGUUUUAGUACCAGGUUCACCUAUACAACAUGCACAUGUCCAGGAAGUAGUGGAGCACAUGUCCAGUGUGUGGGUUAUAAUGAGGGAUGGUGCUAUCAUCUUGUUCACUCUGGCAGUUUUAAGUCUGGAUUAAAUCACAGUGGGCAUGAUUGGCUUUAGUGAAGUCUUUUUGAGAGUUUAAAUAGAAGAUGUGGUUCCCAAACCUUUUUUGUCUCGCAGACUCCUUGCCAUGUUUUCUGGUUUUUAGUAGACCCCCGGCUUAACUUAAAUUGCAUUUUCGCAAAAUCAUCUACUCUAUUUUUUGCUAAAAAAAUAAAUGUAGUGAGUUGAAGAGUUAAAAAGUAAUUUAAAGCUAUAUUUUAAGUUAGAUAUUUAUCUUUUUUAUUGAUAGAGUUACAAUUUAAAUCAAUUAAAAUAGAAACUUAUAACUCGAAUCACCAAACACACUUGUACAUCAUCCGUUGGUACGGAUAUUGUUUCAUAUAGGAAUUUGUUGCUGUAUGAAGUAGUCCUCUAAACAUAAAAUAUUAAUUAAUUAAUUGGCCUUAAGUAUCAUUGUAAGUUUUCGCAAAGAGCAGUUUCUUGUGUAUUUCGUUUUCUUUGUUGUGUGGCUUAAAUAUUGGAUCCGCAAGACUGUUUUCAAUAUCAGGAGAAGGGGAGAAGGCGAAUAACUGGCGCCUAAACCAGUAAGCUUCGAGCAGGAAGAACUCAUUAGCCUUGGCUUGCAACCCACCUCUGCUGCCUUCCAGCUAUACCCAAUCAUGGGAAAGGUGUCGUGGGUCAAACUGGAGAAAAAAUAAGGAGCCCUAACCCUAUCACAGAGAGAGAGAG
Messenger RNA from Biomphalaria glabrata, 1926 nucleotides. RefSeq lists its product as uncharacterized. The transcript has 3 exons. The coding region runs from base 280 to 1254 and encodes 324 amino acids. The record is from RefSeq and is a predicted model, not a curated record. Lineage: Eukaryota; Metazoa; Mollusca; Gastropoda; Planorbidae.